AUUCACAAACGUAUGGCGGCUGCCUUUUUACGUUUUUGCGUUAUUUCAUUUUCAUAUUGUCGUAGGGACUUGUGUGUAUAAGAUAUCUAUAUUGUAAGUUGUUUGGAUUGGUAACGUGGAAGUUAGUGUGAUCAUCGUGGACAGGUUUUGGCCUUUCUCUUCUCAUGCCAGGUUUUCGCCAUAUUUAUAUCUGAAGUGCAAAGUCGAUCAGAUAAACUAUUUUCAAAACUCUCCAAGGUUUGCUUGUUUGGUCAGUCAGCAGCGGAAGCAGCGAUGUACGCCGGCGCGCGCGGUGAGACCAACCCGAACGUGUCGUGGCUGGGCAGCCGCGGCGUGUGGCUCAGCUACAUCGUGGGCGUGACGGCGCUGCACCUGGCGCUGCUGGCCGUGCCCGUCAUCAGCGUGGCUACCGCCUGGACGCUCACCAACGUCAUUCACAACGCUAUCAACUUUUGGCUGAUGCACAGCGUGAAGGGCGCCCCGUGGGAAACGGGCGACCAGGGCGGCUGUACGACCCUGUCUCACUGGGAACAGAUUGACGGCGGACGGCAGAACACCCCUACCAAGACGUUCCUCAUCACCAUACCGGUGGCGCUGUUUAUCCUGGCCAGCUUCUACACUGCCUACGACACGUCUCACUUCGUGGUCAACUUCGUCAGCCUGCUGUUCGGCCUGGUGCCCAAGCUGCCCUUCUUCAACAAACGGAGGCCGCUGGGCGUCGAUGACGACUGAUGGUGACGUCACACAGUGAUGACGUCAGACGGAAAGACUGGCGGUGGCGGCAGGCGGCCCGGCCGGGUCCGAUUCUACCCGUGUUCUCGACUAGGGCGCGGCGAAGGGCCCCGUUGAGCUCUGUGUUAUGUUGUGCUGUUCGUGGUCCAGGUUCCACUCCAUCCCCGGGAAGGUGAGGGGACGGACUGUAGACAGAUGACCCGUAGCGAGCUGGUCUAGCGGGAGGUGCUGGUGUCGUACAUUGUCAGCGCUCGUCGUGGCCUUCUUCCGGACAGGUGCGUAGAUUGUCGGUCCGGAGUUGUGAAGGAGGCCCGCAGCUCCCGAUGGCUGACUGUAAUGGUUGAUUACUGACUGAAUUUCUGGCUCGGCGGUGAUGUGUCGUGGAGGAGUCGUCCAGAGUGGACACUCGGCCGCCUUUAUGCCCGCUGCCGUGGACGGUAUACUGAAAUCAGUCGGCCCGUAACACCCCGUAACACCCUGCCGGUCUGGGACUAUGUGAUGUACGACGGACACAUGCACUGUAUCGAGACUCGCCGCCCGGUGCCGGUUCGCUGUGUAAAUGCUGUAACCUAUUGAGCGAGUGUGAACACGCCUCUUGUCUCUCCUUUGUUCAGGUCGAAACAGAGGUGACAUGAGCGCGAGGUGCGGUCUUUGAGCACUCUCCGUAGCCACCUGUUCUCUUAUCCAGCUGUCCGUUGGCGCUGUCGAGCUGUUAGCGUGCCACCAUCUCCCGGGGGCCCUCUAUGUGCCGGAGGCUGCUGCGGGCCGUGUGUGUUCGGCCCCGUGUGUGUGCGUUGUGAGGACUGUCGCGGCCCGUGUGUGUCCCAACUGACUGUGCCUCGGGCCGAGUGUGUGCGCAAGGGGACUGGGGCGGCCGGUGGUGUGCUCCAGGGGACUGAAGUGGUCUGCCUCUGGCCCGUAUGUGUUCCGAGGGGCUGUCGCGGCCCAUGUGUGUCCCAAGGGACCGUCGUGACCCGUCUCUCGACCCCGUGUGUGCUGAGAGGCUGUCGCGGCCGAUGGUGUGCGACUGUGGUGCCGCUGUGAUAUUGAGUCGGACGGCGCCGCGCCGGUGACUGGUUCGGCCCCGUACGGCGCCCGGCGGGCUCUCCGUGCGGUGAGGAUUGUUUAGUGUGUGGGAGGCCGCUCUUAUAGGCUCCGGCUGGGGCUCCGGCGCCGCUGGGAUGUCGCUGUGUAGACGGAUUGUCGUCAGCGCACUGCAGGAGCGCGGGGCGUGUGCGACGGUGAAAUGAUUAUUAUAUGGUACCGAUGACUGGACGGUUCGCCCGAACUGCUAGACGAUCUGACACUCGUGGAUGCGUUCUGGGUUAUAAAGAGCACCUAUGAUUCUCCAA
Molecule: messenger RNA, 2084 nt
Organism: Amphibalanus amphitrite
Lineage: Eukaryota; Metazoa; Arthropoda; Thecostraca; Balanomorpha; Balanidae
Gene: ORMDL
Product: ORM1-like protein 2
Exons: 6
Coding region: 274-732 (152 amino acids)
Biological process (GO): intracellular sphingolipid homeostasis; ceramide metabolic process; negative regulation of ceramide biosynthetic process
Cellular component (GO): endoplasmic reticulum membrane
Source: RefSeq, a predicted model, not a curated record